AGUUUAAACCAGUUUGUCUCUGCGAGAAGAGAUGGAUGAGUUCGACAUGGAAGAACUCAACGAGACGUUCGCAGAAAGCGGGUUUUUGAAUGUUUUUUUAAAUACAAGUAAUGUUUCGACGAAUUUUAACGAUAGUUCGUUAUCGAAUGUAAACGACAAUUAUUUCGAAGAAUUUGGAGAAGAUAUACUAUUGCCUAAAUGGAUUAUUGGUUUAUAUUUUUCUUUUGUUUUGAUUGGUACUGGGAUGGAUUUAGUUUAUGUUUUGGCACUUUUGAAAAAUAAAAGAAACGGUACGUUCUCGUUGAUACUCCAACUAACGCUUAUAGACGCCGUCAGUCCGUUUUUAGCGACAAUCGAGAUUUUGACAAUCAAUGAUCGUACAUGGACGUUUUCACCUAAAACAUGCCCGAUAUAUAACGGCACUGAAAUUCUAUUGAAUUCUUUACAACUUUGGAUAAUAAUAUGCAUGAAUUUUCACGUAAUAUCGUUAUGGAAUCUACUUAAAAACGAAUCUCAAAAGAAAACGAAGAAUCCUUUGAUCUCCUGCGACGACGAAUCCAACGAAUGUUUGGUUACCAAAAGGGAAAAUACGAGGGUGAUGUGUAUAGAUUAUAGAAGAAGAAGAGAUGACGUAUCGGUUGCGAUACCGAGUAUUUUAAUAUGGUUGUUUUGUACGUCUUUAAGUAUUCCGAGUUUUACGUUUUCGUCCAUUUUGAAAUUGAAACAGAAUUUCGUUGUGUGCGCUCUUGUCGAUAAAUAUUACGAUCACAUGUUUCAAAUUUUGUUACUAGUUUUUCGAGUGUUACUACCAGUGCCGCUACUUUUGUUUUCUUUGAUAUUUCUGAUCGUUAAGUUAUCGAAAACUUCGUUGAAAGAUAUCAAACAUAUUCUAACCAAAGAUUUCGCCGAACUUAGAAUAUUAUUAAUAUUUUGCGUUUGUUUAACUAUUUUAUAUCUGUGCACGUCUUUCCAAAGGAAUUUAUUUCAGUUUUUACACGUCAAUUCUCACGUUUUAUACGAUUUAUCGGAGAAUUUUAAGGUGCCCCCCCUGUAUAAUAACCACCUCAAUAUUACUAGCAAUAUGAGUUUAACGAUGCUUCAUUAUAGUUGUAAUACUUUGAGAGCGGUGUUGCUACUUUAUCUUUUACCAGAUUUCAAAAAUUUGGUUAAAAAAUCUGUUUUUGGUUGUAAAAAACGUUAAUUAAAUAAACUCUAGUUAUAGAGGGCGUGCUAUUUUUCAUCAAUUUUGUCGUCAUUUUCAAAGAUUCCAUCAAAUUCUUCUGUACAUACAUUUUUUUUUCCAAUAUCUGAUGUAAUAUACAAGGUGUUUCUAAAUUCGAGGGACGAACUUCAGGAAAUGAUUACUCCUAUGAAAUUAAGGUGGGGUUUAAUUCGUUCCGCCCCUUUCCGAGAUACCACCCUUAAAAUAUGGCGACUGAAAUUGAGUUUGGAUUAUUAGGUAUUAUUAGAUGUUGCCAGUUCGGUCUAUAAAUACAAAUGACUUUUAACGAUGUUUAUAUGAUCUAAAUUUUGAAUCUUUUUAAUAAAUAAUAGAGUUUUAAUAAAAAUAUAACCUGACGUUAAUAACUUUAAUUAUAUGAAUUAAUAAGUGAUUUUCAAUUUAAAAGAAGUAUUUAUAUAAAAAAUGACUGAAUCAAAGUUAAUUUUAAGAAAUAGGCAACACUGUAGACACAAGUCCGCAGAAUUGGAAACUAAAGCGACAGAGACAUCUGUUGAUUUUAUUUAUCACUAUACGUUGGGCAAAUUUCUACAGGAGUGUUGACGUCACAAUCGUCAUAGUUAGGGCAGGUCAGGGAUCACUUUCCGAACAAACAGUGUUGACGAUCUUAUUUCGUAUUUUCUUUGAUGAAUUUUGCAUAAAAUUACCUCGUCAGUAUUACUAAUUACGUUAUUUAUUAUUUUCGAAAUAUAUUCACGUUCUUAUACUGUUAAUUAGGGAUAUUAAAUUUAUGUUUAACAUUAAUAGGUUAUGGCUUAGAAUCAAAUCUUCACUGUAAUGUUUACAGUAUGGAACAAAAUAAAUCACCAUCUCGUACAACAAAAAAACUGAUGAAAUAAUUUUAUAGAACACAAACUUUGUUUGGAAAGUGAAUUAUGACGAUGGCGGACGUGACGUCACGUACCGGUUGUCUAUCGCAGACACGUAACAGCGCGGUGUUGUCAUAUGUUUCGUGAAAAAAUCUUUGUAAAAUAUAAUUUUUUUUCGAUAUUUGAUUGUUUUAUUUCGAAUAAUAGAUUUCUAUUGCGAAUUUGUAAGGAAAUAUAUAAACAAAAUUAUGUUUUUUCGUAAGUUUUGAAAUAAUUGUUAAUUAAAAUGAACUUACCUUCAUUGAUGAAUGUCUGGAUAACAUCACUGCCAUUUUUUAAUAAGAACUUUCGAAAAUGUGAAAUUAGGAAUUAAAAAGAGGGUUUUUUAUAAAAAUUGUUUUUAUUUAAAAAGAAAAAUAGAUUUAAGCGUUAUUGUUAUUUGUUUGUAAAGGCAUUUUAACCACGAACUUUAUAAAAUGACUUAUGAUAAUAAUAUGGCGGACGUGACGUCACAUUCCGGUUGUCUAUUACAGACACGUAAUAACGCGGUGUUGUCAUAUGUUGCUUGAAAAAAUCUUUAUGAAAUAUAAUUUUUUUUUCGA
Diorhabda carinulata is the source of this 2651-nucleotide messenger RNA. RefSeq lists its product as uncharacterized. Gene Ontology annotation, cellular component: membrane. The coding region runs from base 32 to 1201 and encodes 389 amino acids. The transcript is spliced from 2 exons. The record is from RefSeq and is a predicted model, not a curated record. Lineage: Eukaryota; Metazoa; Arthropoda; Insecta; Coleoptera; Chrysomelidae.